UAAAUUAAUUUUUAGGUCAUUUUACAAAGACCAUGUGUGCCUAUGAUAUCUUUAAGAGCACUUAUUUGGUAUGAGUAUGUAGGUAUAUUGUCCCUAUGUGUUGUUGUACUGGAUGCCACAGAAUGUCAUUGCACUGUAAAACAAAUGGUUACAAUAAUGUUACCUAACCUAACCUAAUAUUCUUAUGACAGGAAAUGAUGAAAGGAAAUGAUAAUGGGGAAGUUUUGUAGCUGAAUUGCUUACAUUUUAAGAAUUUUAACUAUUAUACUGUAUAUCUCAAAAUUAUCUACCGCCUCAAGAUGCCCGAAAAUAUUUACAGUAAUACGCAGCACAACAACUAUCAACAAGUAACAGACGAUGAGUAUAAGAUACAUUCGAUACAUUCGAGAGGUGCUCGCUGUAUUGUAGUUCUCGCUGUCCUCCUCUCCUUGUCUUUGCUGGUUAAUGCAGUGUUGGGAUACAAGUAUCAUAACACUGACACAAAUCAGGGAUGUGAACUAAUAACCAACUUAUUAAGUCCAGUGUCCAACACACAAACGACUAAAGAAGUCAACAAGCCACCAGUGAGCUGUUCAGAUAAGGAUUUGCUGGGUAAAUGGGUUCUGAACAAGGACAGGUUUUAUGUUUUCCAUGAUGAAAUAAGGAACUGGACCGACAGUAGAGACCACUGUCAGGCCCUGCAGGGAGACCUGGUCACUAUUAAAAGCAAAGAGGAACAGGAUUUUCUUGCUCAACAAAUAGUCAAGCUCAAUGCACCUGCACUACACUGGAUUGGCCUGACUGACAGCCACACUGAGGGUGUAUGGCUUUGGGUGGACAACACCUCAUUAAACGACAACUUCUCGUGGUGGACCUUCCCUCCUGAUAACCAUGCUGGAGGUGAUCCUUCUGGUGAAGACUGUGCUGUAGUAAAUGGAUUAUCAAAUGAAAAGAAAUGGGGAGACAUUUCUUGCUUAAGCAAGCAGAGAAGCAUUUGCGAGAUUCCAUGUUAUUGAAGAAUAAUGUAAUCAUGAUAGUUUUCAUGGUCCCAGCAGUGAUACGUUUAUGACUGUAUAAUAAUGUAAUUAAAGUCAUUUACAGGUGUGGAGAAAAUUAUCAUGAAUUCAUUAAUUUUUCGAAUUUUUAUCAUUCUUUUUUUUGCUUUACAAUAACAGAAAGAUUGUUUUUGCAAAUGCUUGUGACAGGAAACGUGACCUGCUCUGAGAAAUAAGCAGACAUGGAUGAGGAUUAACUGAUAUAUACUGUGUGAAUAUAAUGAAAUAUUAUGCUUUUGUAAUAAGCAUAUUACAAAAUAUAUAUUACAUAUACUCCAAAUGCUGUUUAAAAGAUACAACUAGGCUGAUGGAUAAGAUUUUAGCAUUAUAAAGAUCGUAUAAUUAAAAAAUAUAAAUCUUUGUCAUUAAAGGAAGUACUUAAACAUAAUAAUGAUAUGAAAUAGUAUGAUAUAUGUCCAUACACUUUUUCAGCAUUAAAUAUUUUAUUUGUCUGUGUGUGCACAAUGUCUGAACAAUAAUAUGGUAAAAAACUC
Messenger RNA from Misgurnus anguillicaudatus (oriental weatherfish), 1528 nucleotides. RefSeq names its product C-type lectin domain family 4 member C-like. The record is from RefSeq and is a predicted model, not a curated record. NCBI's taxonomy places the organism in Eukaryota, Metazoa, Chordata, Actinopteri, Cypriniformes, Cobitidae.